GAAAACUUUCCCUCCCUCCCUGUUCAGUCUCGCCGUGAACCGAUGGUAAAGCACCACGCUGACUUCUCGUGGGAUUUAAUUCCUCCUCGGCGCUGAUCCAGCAACAGGCGGCGUCAGCAUGUCCUUGGCGGAUCCGCAGUGGUGUCCCACAAGCGUCCAGGUAACGGUGCUCCAAGCCAGAGGCCUCAGGAUAAAGGGGAAAGGCGGCACCAACGAUGCGUACGCGGUCAUGCAAGUGGGCAAGGAGAAGUACCAGACCUCGGUGGUGGAGAAGAGCGUGGCUCCGGUGUGGAAGGAGGAGGCCGCCUUCGACCUGCCGCAUCAAGGAGGAGGAGGAGGCACGGAGCGCACCACGCUGCACGUCCACGUCCUGCACCGGGCCCUGGUGGGCCCAGACAAGCAGCUGGGACAGGCAGUCAUCAACCUGCUGCAGCUCAGUGAGGACAAAGCCCGUAACAAGACAGAAUGGUUUAAGCUGCUGGACAAAACUGGUAAGGCAGACAAAGACAGAGGGGAGGUGCUUGUGGACAUCCAGUUCAUGAGAAACAACAUGACCGCCAGCAUGUUUGACCUUUCUGCUGCCGGCAAAUCCCGGUCUCGCCUGGGCAAGUUAAAGGACAAAGUCCGCGGCAAGAAAAAGGAGUCGGAGCCUGUGUCCGGCCCGGCGCCGUCCUUCACUCAGGUUCUGACGGACAGCGAGGAGGAGGCGAACGGCGCCGGCGAGGCAGCGGCGGGCAAGGAUGGAAAAAACAAGAAACACAAGAUGAAAUCGCUGUUUUCUCCGAAGUCCAACCUGCAGAAGAGCAUGUCUCAGUCCAUGUCUGUUCUGCCCGCGAAGAACUCCACGCUGAGCGGCAGCCAGUCGUCUGGUUUGAAUGUGGAUUCCUCUGAAGGUAAAAAGAAGUUCAAGUUCAAGAUACAUAAACGCUCGGGCAGCUCAGAGAGCAAAGAUUCUCAAAAGCAGGCUCCUGUGGAACAGAGUAACGUGUGCAUCAAUGGCAGUCACGUCUACUGCGAAGAGCCGCCGCCUCGGACCUCUCGCAUCGGCUCCAACUUCAGUCUUGCCAGUUCAGGUCACGGAUCAAUGGAGGACGUCCCUGAAAACUCUCCUCCGUCUGUGGACUCGCUGAGGACGACGAGGCAAAGAGUGACAGAUCAGAGGAAGAGAAGGAGAGAUAGGAGUAGAAAGGCAAAAGAGGAGGAAGAGGAAAGGAUUAGAGAGAAGAGGAGAAAGAGGCAGAGAAAGAGGAGAGAAAGGCAAGAGAGAAGGUAAAUGGAAGAGGAGAGAGAAGAGAGAGAGGAAGAGGAGAGGGUUAGGAGAGAAGAAGAAGAGCGUGACAGAUUACUAGAGGAAGAGAAGAGGAGGAAAAUUGAGGAGGUAGAAAGGCAAAGAGAGGAAGAGGAAAGAAUUAGGAGAGAAGAGGAGAAGAAGAGACAAGAGGAAAAGGAGAGGGUCCGUAUGGAAGAGGAAAGAGCUCAAGAGGAGAGGAGGAGGAGGCAAGAAGAAGAAGAAGAGCGUACGUUAGCAGAAGAGAAGAGACGGAUGGAAGAGGAAGAAAGAAGGAAGAUUGAGGAAGAGAAAGUUAGACAGGAAGAAGAGGAGAGGAGGAGAAGGGAGGAGGAGGAAGAGAGGAGGCGAGAGGAGGAGAAGGAGCUGAUGAGAAGACAGGAACAAGAGAGGAGAGAGAAGGAGGAGGAAGAAGAAAGAGUUAAGAAAGAAACAAGGAGGCGGGAGGAAGAGGAGAGGGCUAACAGAGAAAAGGAAGAAUAUGAGAGACUGAUGGAGGAAAGGAGGAAACUAGAGGAAGAGAGGAAAAGAAUCGACGCAGAAGAGAGAAUUCAAAAGGAGGAAGAGGAAAUGGCUAAAAGGGAAGAAGAGAGGGUGAGGAAAGAAGAGGAAGAAAAGAGAAGACUAGAGGAAGAAGAAAUGAUCAGGAAACGGGAGCUGAUGAAACGAGAGGAGGAAGAGAAGGCCAGGCAGGAAAAGGAAGAGCAAGAAAGACUGCUAGAGGAAAAAAUAAGACGAGAAGAGGUGAAGAGAAUUGAGGAAGAGGAGAGAGUUAGGAAGGAAGAGGAGGAAAGGAUUAGGAUGGAAGAGGAGGUGAGACAAAGGGAGGAAGAGAGGGCUAGAAAGGAAAGAGAGAGAUUAGCAGAAGAGAGGCUGAGACUAGAGGAAGAGGAAAGAGUUAGAAAAGAGGAAGAAGAAAGACUUAGAAAGGAGGAAGAAGAGAGAGUUAGAAAGGAGGAAGAGGAGAGGAUUCGAGUGGAGGAGCAGAAGAGGCAAGAGGAGGAAGAGAGGGCUAGAAAGGAAAGAGAGAGAUUAGCAGAAGAGAGGCUGAGACUAAAGGAACAGGAGAAGAGGAGAAUGGAGGAAGAGGAGAGGAUUAUGCGAGAGGAGCGAGCUGAGAGGGAGAGGAAAGAGGAGGAAAGGAGGCUGGAGAAGGAGAAGUUAACACGCGAUGCCGAGGAACAAGCCGGGGAAAACAAAACAAAAGACGGACAAAGAGCCUCGGGGAAGAAAUCCAAAGUGAGCAGUCAUGCAGAAGUCACCUCUACUAAUCCGUUUGAUGAAAACUUUUCCUGUAAUCCCUUUGAGGAAAUUAAAUCUAGCUCCACUUCCAAAGAGGCAACUGUUCGACAAAGAUGCCAGUCCGCCGUUUCAUCGGAGGGAAGCGCCGAUGAAAAGGACCUGAUUAGUAGUCAGCGGGAAAAGCGACCGGCUCCUCAACCUCCAGGAAGGAAUCAAGCUGAGAAGCUGAGUCAGAGGGAGCAGGAAGCGUCUGCACAAACGGGCAAGCCGAGUAAAGACAAAGACGUCAAAACUGUCAGUGUUCUCCCCCAGCGCUCGGUGCAAGCGAUCGCUCCGCUGAGCAGGCCUCCCCAGAGCUCGACGCAAAGCGAUGCCACCAAAGGAACAACAAACGCAGCCAAACACGGCAAACGCCCCGCACCCUCCAGGCCUCGACGUGAAGAAGAGUUGUCAUCUCCCACUAAACCGGCAGUGUUUUCUGUUGAGAACAAAUCGAACAGAGGUACAGACAAAAAACAAGUCCCGGUUGUUUAUGGGUUGAAUCCUUUUGAGGAUGAUGAAGGCGAACAGGAAGAAGUGCCUGGCAACAGUGGUCCGCUACACUGGCCUCCAGCUGCGUCAACAGAUGAUGAUAAAGAUGCUGCCUCUCAAACAAAAAUCAGAUCCUCAAAGGUGGCCCGUGCUCCACUUCCUCCUGCAAAGAGUGACGCCACAUCAAACACUGUCAUGACUACUGAAGGAGGUGAUGUCACAGACGGUACGGGCGUAAAUGUGCCUGAUACCGCUGCAAACCUGGCAUGUGACCCACAUCCUGCUGAGCCCUUGAGUAGCGUGCAGCUCCAGGAGAGUCCCCUCCAGGAGUCCCAGCCCAUAAAAGAACAGAAUGUUGUAGAUGUAGCAGCGAAGAAGGAGGAGCCUCCUACAGCUUCACGCAGGCUUCAGCCUGUACGGCCUCUUAAUCCUCUGGAACAGCAGUCUGUGUCCGUCAUUCAAGAGGAAAGUCGUAACAAAUCCACGGGAUUCCCAGGUGUCACUGAGGACAAAACAAAGGUCAACGGCGGUGGAAUGAAAGGGCCGUACUCCCAGCUCACUCAGGGGGAACUGAUCUCUCUGGUGUUGAAACAGGAGAACCAGCUCUCAGAGAGAGAUAAAAAGAUAUCCGAGCUGGAACAGUACAUUGACAACCUACUUGUGCGGGUCUUGGAAGAGAACCCAAGCAUCCUCAUGUCCAUGAGCACUAUGAAGAAAGCUGCCUAAUUGCAAUCACAGCUGCCACCUUACACCCCUUCGGAGUCUGACUUAACUUCAAGGUUGACAAAAUAAAAUUAAAGAUGAAGUGUAUAAGGAAAUUGUGACAUAUCAGUUAUUAAUUCUCUAUAUUUGUUAAAGAAUCAAUUAAAUGCAACACUGUUUUGUACGUGUGGCGCUUUGAAAGCGUCUCCCUUGUACGUGAUAACGAUUUCAAUGUUGAACAUGAAAUUAUUUCCAGAAAUAACUGAUAAAUGCCUGAACAAUGUUGUUAUAUUUCACAGAAAAACAAAAAGCACACUGUUUUCAAUGUAAAGAAGAGCCUUAAUUCACUGUCAAACUAUGCACUAGUUAUGCAGAUAGCUUUGAAUGUCUAAAGUUUACAUGAUUCUGCUAACCUUAAGAAAGCACUUUAACUAGCUUACACUAUUAACAUUAUAUAUACUGAGUUACUGUACUAUACUGCUGUUACUGCUUUAAAUUUGCAAAAUAAAAUAAAAAAUGAAUAA
Molecule: messenger RNA, 4287 nt
Organism: Mugil cephalus (flathead mullet)
Lineage: Eukaryota; Metazoa; Chordata; Actinopteri; Mugiliformes; Mugilidae
Gene: rab11fip1b
Product: RAB11 family interacting protein 1 (class I) b
Exons: 7
Biological process (GO): regulated exocytosis
Cellular component (GO): intracellular membrane-bounded organelle
Molecular function (GO): small GTPase binding
Source: RefSeq, a predicted model, not a curated record